GAGAGAAUCGCCACUCCCCAAUUCCGUCCCUGCGAAAACACCUGUGACGCCAUGCCGUCCUCCAGCUCAGCGCCAGCUGGCAGUGCUAUUGUUUGGUUCCGCAAGGGGCUGCGGCUUCGCGACAAUGCGCCGCUGGUGGAGGCCUCUAAAGCUGGCGUAAAGCAUGUGUGCCCGAUCUUCGUGAUCGAUCCACACUUUGGGCCGAAGCACGUUGGCAUCAACCGCUACAACUUCUUGUUAGACUCUUUGAAAGAUCUGGACAAGCAGCUGAGCAAGAGAUACCGCAGCCGUUUGAUGGUGCUGCGUGGCAAGCCAGAGGAAGUGAUUGGGAGGCUGCUGAAAACGGGCAAGCCUCUCCUUUCCGCAAAGCCAACACUCAUUCUGUGGGAGAAAGACACUGAACCCUACGCUUUGAAGAGGGAUGCUGCAAUCAUAAAGCUUGCGAAGCAAAACCAUGUUGAGGUGCGGACGUUCUCGGGUCACACGCUGUGGGAUGUGGAGCAGGCGCUGGCGAAGAACAAAGGCAAAGCUCCCACGACCAACAAUGCCAUGCAAACCUUGGCCAAGGCACUGGGUGAGCCAGCCAAGCCCCUUGCCAUACCAUCAAAGCUGCCGCCACUGCCUCCUGGCGCCAAGGCCUAUGAUGUUCCAACUUUGAAGCAGAUGGGCUACGCUGGAAGCGUGCAAGGCUACUUGUCGGGUGGUGAGACUGCUGGAGCGGCACGCAUGGCCACAAUGCUGAAGAAAACCUCCUUCAUUCGCACCUUCAAGAAGCCCCAAACGCGCUCCACGGCCUAUGAUCCGCCCGACACGACGAUGUUGUCACCGUAUUUCAAGUUUGGAUGCGUCAGUAUCCGUGAGUUCUAUUGGGGCUUGAAAAAGGUGUGCAGCGGAGCAAGCCAUUCAAAACCGCCGGAGUCUUUGCUUGGCCAGAUCUACUUCAGGGAAAUGGCCUACCUGAUGGGGGCUUCGAUCCCAAAUUUCGAUCAGCAGGCAGGCAAUCCCAGCUGCAAGCAAAUCCCAUGGGCCAAGAACCCGAAGAUGCUGGCCGCCUGGGAGCAUGGCAGGACUGGCUUUCCCUACAUAGACGCGGCAAUGAGGCAGUUAAAUCGGGUGGGUUGGAUGCAUCAUCUUGCUCGUCAUGCAGUGGCGUGCUUCCUGACGCGUGGUGAUUUAUGGCUUUCUUGGGAACAAGGCAGAGACGUCUUCGACAAGCUGCUCCUAGAUGCGGAUUGGGCAUUAAACAACAUGAAUUGGUUGGCCCUGGCGGGAGUCGCCCCUUGGUCACCACCUUUCUUCCGGGUCUACCACCCAGUCCCAAAGAUGGAUUCUGCCCUCAACGUGAAAGAUCCAGAGGGGAAGUUCAUCCGUGAGUUCGUCCCGGAACUUGGGAAGAUGCCAAGUCAAUACAUUUAUGCACCCUGGACAGCUCCCAUGGAGGUCCAAAAGACGGCGGGCUGCAUCAUCGGCAAGGACUAUCCCAAGCCGAUGGUCGACCACGAUGAAGUUUGCAAAGCAGUACCCUCAGCCGCAAAAGACCAGUGAGAUGAUUUGAAUUGCUUUGAUGUGUCUUUUUGAUUCGUUUGACACGGGAGCGAAACAGGCUCAGGAUGGGCUCAGGGUCCUAUUUUGAGGCCAAUCUUCUUCGAUUCAAGAGGGCAUUGAGCAAAGCGCCAAGUACAGGUGCGGACUGUGAUACCCAUGGAAAGGCUUUGAGGUCUUCGAUCACGAGGUGCUCAAAAGCGGAAAGCUCCACCGGCUUCAGCCGCUUCGGCUUCUACCAAGAGGCAGCGACAAUGGAAGGCUUGAAUGACCAGCCAGUGUCUCACCGCCAGCAUUUAGACUGGCAGUUUUCGGCGUGACAGUGCUUGUCACCCCACCAGUAUCGAUUAAAACGCCAUGUUUCGAAGCACCUUUGGCGACCGUUCUGCUGGACCGGACAGCUGUCCAGCAGCCGAGAGUUUCGUUUGGAGCAAA
Durusdinium trenchii is the source of this 1977-nucleotide messenger RNA. The record is from the annotation of a GenBank genome assembly. NCBI's taxonomy places the organism in Eukaryota, Dinophyceae, Suessiales, Symbiodiniaceae.